AUGUUGAGCAACGCCUUUUCUCUUCUUGCGACUGCCCUGGCGGCGUCGACUCUUGCCUCUGGCCAGACUUUCACAGACUGCAAUCCCACUCAAAAGGAUUGCCCUCCUGAUCCCGCUUUUGGCAAGGGCAAGGUCACUUGCGACUUUACCAAGGGCGCCUGCAAGGACAUCAAGCCCAUGGCUGGAACUACAGUCACAUACGGCAAAGAGGGCGCCUUUUUGACCGUGAAGAAGGAGUCGGAUGCGCCCACCAUGCGCACUGACAAGUACCUCUUCUUUGGCCGUCUCGAUGUCGAGCUCCAGGCAGCCAAUGGCGCUGGUAUUGUCUCUGGUGCUGUCCUCCAGUCUGAUGAUCUCGACGAGAUUGACUGGGAGUUUGUCGGCAAGGACAACGCCCAGGGCCAGACCAACUACUUUAGCAAGGGUGACACUACUACCUUUGACCGCGGCGCAUACCACCCUGUCUCUAACCCCUUGACUUCUACCCAUACCUACUCUAUGGAGUGGACGUCCAAGGCUAUCAACUGGCAGAUUGACGGAAAGACCGUGCGCACCCUCGAGGCUGCCAAGGUCGGCGACAAGUUCCCCCAGACACCUAUGCAGGUUAAGGUUGGCGCUUGGGUCGCCGGCAAGCAGAGCAUGCCUCAGGGCACGCGCGACUGGGCUGGUGGCAUGGUCGACUUUUCCAAGGCUCCCUUCAACUUUAUCAUCAAGAAGCUUACCAUUGUCGACUAUGCCGGCGGCGAUAAGCCUGCCACUAAGCACGUCAAGCAGUACAGCUACGGCGACCGAUCUGGCUUGGCUAAGUCAAUCAAGGUCUCUAACCAGUGGAUCAAGGUUGGUGACGGCAACAAGACUGGACCCGGCGCUGCUAAGGCCAACUCCAACACUACUGUGUCUGCCACCGCUAAGCCCUCUCCUUCUCCUUCGCCUUCUAAGAGCGAGGGUGUCUCUGUCUCCAUGACAGUCAACUCCCUGCUCUUUUUCGGUACUUGUGUCCUUGCUCGCUUUGUUUUGUAAGCGGACGGUGGAACUUUUUAGUGUAGAACAUUUACGACUUAGACGGACCGACUAGCGAUGGACCGGCAGAUUAGGUACAUACCCUCGUUUACUUUUUGUUAUUUUGUACCAGAAGCUAUAUUGGCUAGCUAUCAUUAGAAGCAAUAAUUUAUUUCAUUUUUUCUGGAA
[Torrubiella] hemipterigena is the source of this 1188-nucleotide messenger RNA. Lineage: Eukaryota; Fungi; Ascomycota; Sordariomycetes; Hypocreales; Clavicipitaceae. The record is from the annotation of a GenBank genome assembly.